UAGGGUGAAAGAAACUCAGCCCAUUUGUGUCUCGCUGGCGCCCGGGAUCGAACCCGGGAUCACAGGUGGCUAGAUUUGUGAACUUAUUGGUUUGUAAGAUGGUCUAAAGUUUAUUGGCUCAAACUCACCCUUAAAUAUUAUAGUUUUAACACUAGCACAAUGGUCUACAUUGUUGGAUCACAACCGAGAAUCUUGGGUUCCCCCACUGGAUGGGUGACGGUGUGCAGGAUAAACAUAUCAAUUGUGACAUUAGCUCUCCACACAUGUCAGUUGCUUAAUUUAUAGACUGUACGUGUGGUCGGUCUCGAGCCCAUUGUGAAUGUGACGAUGUGCACUGAAUUUUAAUGUUUACAAGAGUUGUUACAUUCUUGUAAAGCCACUAGCAUGCAUAACAUUUUGGGCAGGUCCUUAAUCUUAUUUUUUCCCCGGAAUAUGACCUGCCAAAUCGUUUAGCAACCAGGUACCUAUUCACUGCUGGUGAACAGAGGCUAGAGUUAAGGAUUAAUUUGGUACUAGAUCAUCAAGACUAACUUGCUUAGUUAAAUGAAUGGUGGGGUUCAGUCCCCAAGACUAUUAUGUGCCUCUAACCCUUUCGACUACCGCCCAAAAGAUGGGUAUACCUGGACUAUACCUGGAGAGGGUUUCAGGAGUUGUUCUACUCCUCGAACCCAGCCUAAGGCCAGGCUUGGGGAGUGCAUAAUAAAUGAACUCAACUAAAAACUGCUCCCCUGCUCAGGAUAGCUGUCGAUGAGCACCUUUUCUUUCACCUGCUACCACCAUUCACCUAGAUGGAAACAGACUCGACCAUGGCUGAAGAUAAGAAACACGUAGAGUGCAAGAUUGGGCCCUCAAUCUUAAAUGCUGAUCUAUCCAACUUACAGGAUGCCUGCAUUAAGAUGAUGGAUUGCGGAGCUGACUAUCUUCAUCUGGAUGUGAUGGAUGGCCACUUUGUCCCGAAUCUCACCUUUGGCCAUCCUCUUGUUAAAUGCCUACGCUCAAAGGUUCCUGAAGCCUUUUUUGAUAUGCAUAUGAUGGUUGCAGAACCUGAGAAGUGGGUUGACCCAAUGGCUGAUGCAGGAGCCGACCAGUAUACAUUUCACAUUGAAGCUACAGUAGAUGCUCCUGCUUUGGCUCGCAAAAUCAAAGAAGCAGGAAUGAAGGUUGGCAUAGGAAUCAAGCCAGGCACGUCAGUGGAGUCAGUAGUGCCUUACGCUGACCUGGCAGAUAUGAUUCUUGUAAUGACAGUAGAACCUGGAUUUGGAGGACAGAAAUUCAUGGGAGACAUGAUGACCAAAGUCAGAUUCCUUCGAGAGAAGUUUCCCGACAUGGACAUAGAAGUGGAUGGAGGUGUGGGACCAUCAACUAUUGAUGCCUGUGCUGAGGCUGGUGCCAACAUGAUUGUUUCUGGAAGUGCUGUGGUAAAUGCCGAAGACCCGAAAGCUGUCAUUUUACAGCUGCGGGAAUCUGUUGUGAAAGCCCUGUGAGGAUGUAUUUUCUAUUUAACAGGGUUCCGGUGCAAAGAUUCCAUAUUUGUAAUGAGGUCAUGGACUUCUUUGAUGGUGGUUCUGCCUUGCAUAGAGUACAGUACUGUGUUUAGAUAUCCCCAAUGGGCUACCUGAUUCAUUUUUCAUGUUUCAUUAUUGGGCCUUUGCAUGUUUGGUUAAAAUUUUUAGUGCUUUUGUAUGAUGCUACAGGGAAGGUCCCUAUUGUUACUGGGUAAUUUACCCCCCCCCCCCCUCCCUUCCCAGGGCCACCUUCCCAUGGUAGCAGAUUUUAGAACAUUUUUAAUAUAUUCGUUUCAAGGGGGAAGAGACUUUGAGUGUUAUAAUGUAAAAUGAAAACAAAUAAGCAUUGUUCUACCCAAAUUUCUACACUCACCCUGAUGCUAGGUAAUUCAUGACUAGAACCAUUUUGUUUUGUAUUUAGUAAGAAUUGUUAAAGAUAAUUUAAACGUCAAAUGUAUGCUGUAAAAUAACACAUUUUCAGGUAGCAUGUGCAUUUUCAUCGCUCUAACCCCAGUAAUUUUUAUUGUAAUUUUUAUUUAUAGUAUAUGCACUAUUGGUAUUUCAUUGAUGAAAACAGGAAAGCUCUGGUUGGUAUUAUCGAGGUUCACUUGAUCAAUUAGUGACCUUCUCCAGAGGCACAUACUGUGCCAUGUAUGCAGUGGUCUCCCUUUUCCCUAUACUUAUUACAUUCCGUGUUCAUUACAUAAAAAUGACAUAAAAAGCUGCCGCGAUUUCCCUUUACCUAUACUGUACCUGUGUUCAUUACAUUACAUCAUUACCGUAUACUGUACAUCCCCUGUACUCCAUAAAGCACCUUGUUUUGUAUUGUGAGAUAUGCUGUCGUAAUGACACCUUCCUUGAUUGCUGUCGUGCAGCAAACCAUAUGGAGUUUCUCGAGUAUGGUAGUUCUAAUUUUCUUUUUCAGUAUUACAGUAUUUUCUUUAGGUUAACAUGUUUGUUAUAGUUCCUAAUGGGGUUUUGUGCAGUGCUUUAAGCUACAUUCCAUAGGUUCAAGAUAAAGAAAAUGAAAUGGUUCGUACGUCACUGUUAUUUCCAUGUAGGUCAUGUAAUGUGCACUGCAUUUGCGCUUGUCGGUUUCUAAGAUGGGUGAAUGAAAGUGAAUUCUGCAGAUAUCUGCUGACAUGUAAGAUACAGUAUAAGGAAAUAUAUAUACUGUACUACAUAAUGUAUUUUGCAACCCAGGUUUGCAAAAUACAUUUACAUUCAUUAGAUGAAUGUAACCACUAUUGUUCUUUUAUGUUGAUAAUUUCAAAAUUUUCAUUGAUGAAAAUUUUACAUGCUUAUAAAUGAAUAUUCUCAUAUAAACUCGUAUAUUAAAUGGUUAAGAAAAUGAUAAAUAAAGGACUGUAGAAUUCCUGUUGGGCCAUAUGA
Molecule: messenger RNA, 2897 nt
Organism: Procambarus clarkii (red swamp crayfish)
Lineage: Eukaryota; Metazoa; Arthropoda; Malacostraca; Decapoda; Cambaridae
Gene: Rpe
Product: ribulose-phosphate 3-epimerase
Biological process (GO): pentose-phosphate shunt, non-oxidative branch; carbohydrate metabolic process; pentose-phosphate shunt
Cellular component (GO): cytosol
Molecular function (GO): metal ion binding; D-ribulose-phosphate 3-epimerase activity
Source: RefSeq, a predicted model, not a curated record